AUGGAGUAUGAGGCGUUAUCGAAGACCGUUGAUGCGUCAAAACCUGCUUUCAAACCGCGUACAGUCAAGAAGAAAGCUGAGGGAACAGAGGCAUAUCGGGAUCGUGCCUCCGAACGACGCCUCGGCCUCGACAGCGACUACGCACAAGUUGAAGCGCUUGCGGACGACUUCGAGCGCAAGAAUGCGGACAAUGCUGACCGCAAAGCGGUGGAAGAACAACGGCGUUACCUAGGCGGGGACAGCGAGCACACAGUGCUCGUCAAGGGUCUGGACUACGCGCUCCUGGAGCAGGCUCGCUCGCGUGUGGCUGCGUCCACCGCCGCCGAGGACGAUGCUACGCUCGAGCAGGCCUUCCUUGAGACUUCGUCUAGCGUCCCCAAGAAACGCACGCGUGAGGAGAUCGUGCAGGAGCUUAAGGCCAAGCGGGCCAAGAACGAGGGCAGCGCAGAGCCUGCACCACAACUGCCGGGCGCGGACGUGCCACUCGAGGAGGCUAAGAAGGCGGGAAAGUUUCGGCCGAUUGGGUUCAAGCCCGUUGGCGCGGGCGCGGGCGAGAAGGCGAGGAAGAAGAAGGCAAAGAAGGCGGGGGGCAAGGAGGGAGAGGACACACAGAAGAAGACAGUUAAGAGGGAGGCCGCUAUAGCAGAGGCGAAGGCCGAUGAGGAGCUUCCUAUACCUGAGUCAUCUCCAGCAGAAGCGGGUUUGUCGCAGCCCGUGGCCGCUCCGCCUCGUCCGCUGCUUCCAGAUCCAGAGCCGAUCGACGACGAUGUCGAUAUCUUCGCCGACGCGGGCGAGUACACCGGCAUUGACCUGGGCGACGAUGACGACGAGAGCGAUGGGGAAAUCAAAAAACGGCCACACGACGAAGACACAGACCAAUUGCGGGACGAAGAUGCAGAGCAGUCGCCACCAACCGGGCAGUGGUUCGCCACGGAUGACGGCGACCGCGCAGCGCGCGCCAGCUCCUCAAAGUCCGAGGCACCGCCCGAGCCAGCAUACGCGAAGGCUAGCCCCCCACACAGUUUCGGGCCUCCACCAGAAGCACUAGAGGACGGCGAAGAAGAGGAAGACGAGCGUCCGAUGCGCCUGCAGCCACUCGCAUCGUCUGCGCUGCCGUCAAUCCGGGACCUUCUCGAGAUGGACUCUGCCGCGGGUAAGAAAGACAAGUGGCGCGCGAAGAAAGAAAAGAAGAAAGAGAAGGCACCAAGCGGAGAGGGUAAAGUGGACAAGGACAAGAUUGACCGGGACUACAAACGUCUGAAAGCAUAUACGGACAAGAAGGCCGCUGCUGGUGGAGGCGCGGCGAAAACGUAG
Postia placenta MAD-698-R-SB12 is the source of this 1314-nucleotide messenger RNA. RefSeq lists its product as hypothetical. The transcript is spliced from 5 exons. Gene Ontology annotation, cellular component: nucleus. The record is from RefSeq and is a predicted model, not a curated record. Bases 1 to 1314 code for a protein of 437 amino acids. Lineage: Eukaryota; Fungi; Basidiomycota; Agaricomycetes; Polyporales; Adustoporiaceae. Gene Ontology annotation, biological process: mRNA splicing, via spliceosome.